CCAGAAAGGAGGUGUGUAUGUACGCUCUUCGUUUUUUUACAUCGGGAGCGCGGAUCUCUCGAUUUUUAUCCAAAUCGCCUACGCUUAAAAAACCUGCUACCGAGCGAAGGGCAGUAAUUUCACCUGCGGUUUAAUACGCGCGUCUCGUCGCGGCGUUAAAAGCCGCGAUAAAAGGUUACGCGACGUAAUGCACGUCGACGAGAGAUGAGAGUAGACGAGAGAGAGAGAGAGAGGAGAGAGACAGAUAGAAAGAGAGAGAGAGAAAGACAGAGAAAAGAGGAGGGAGAAAGAGAAGAAAAACAAAACGAGCAUCGUGGGUGAAAAAAAACUCGAUGUACCGUCGUCACCGGCGGCAACAGCGGAUAGAUCCCCUCCGAGGAGGAUCGCACUCGCACGUUCUCGCACGCUCUCGCUCGGUCGGGAUGCCGAGCGUGACCGAAGGCCGGCGCGAGUAUCGCCGGAAAUGGCCGAAGUGCGGACGUACUGCCGAAACGUCACGUAGGCGAUGUUGCUAGGCGGUCGACUGUAGGCGACGUGGGGCGAAGGGAAUGGCGGGGUAUCCUCGAGGUGGGAUCGCCCGUAUAAAAGUCGCGUCAGCAACCGGCGGCCGAUCAGUCGAAAGGGUGAAUUUGCCGUGGAUCUUUGUCGAGAGCUCUCAAUUCGCAGUCGCUCCGGUGAAAGCUUUCGGUGUUACGGAUCCGGUUGCCUAUUGUCCGUCAUCAAUCUGUUCUCCGUGGCCGCUUUCCACGCGUUUCCAACAGCCUCGUCCAUCGUUCGCCGUCGACAUCUCUUUCUCGAGGAAAAUCGCGUUGCCGUCCGGCAAGGCCGACGAGAAAGCCGUGUCCAUUGUGCGUCCGCCGCUGCAAGACUUUCUCGCGAAAUCAUGGAGGUCCUGCCGUGUCCUGUCAAUGUGGACUUCAGCAACACCCGAGCUGGAAACGAGACGGACGAAUUGGACGGUGCCUGUCAGGCGUUGGCGAAGAGGCUGGAGGUUGAACUCAGGAGGGCUAAACACGCCCAGCUGGCUUGCGGCGAGGUUCUCCUACCUGCCGAUUUGCUGCCCAAGAUAGCCAAAGAUGUACUUACGAUGGCAGAGAAUGAGCCCUGCGGCCUUCGAGGCUGUACGUUGUUCAUCAGCUUCGAAACGGAUAGCAUGUGCCGCAAACUGUCGAGAAUACAGUGCGAUCCCAGUACUGUGUCGACGUUCGAGCUCUAUCUCACGCUGAAACAGGAUCAUACAUCCUGGCACAUGCUGCUGCCUCAAUUCUUAAAAAAUCUCACACGUGGCGGUACCAUCAUGAUCAGUAGGGAUUUCACUUUGCAAAAGAAGAAACUCUACAGGUCUUUCCAGCAAUCUCAUUGAAGUAUCUCGGGAUCACAUACCGGAGUUUUGCACGUUGUAACGAUCACCCGUUUUGCCUAAACGGGUGCGGCCAUUUUUGUCAGUUAAUUGCCCUAUAGGCGUUGGCCAAAUUCAUACAAUAUCGAAGACCAGGAAAGAAAAAAAACUAAGACGGCGGAAGCAGAGGACCUGAGGUUAGAUUUCGUCGUUGUAAUGGCACGCUGUAAAAUUCGCGUAUCAUGGUCGCGAUUAUGCGAGGUGUUGCGUUUAACCCUUUAACUUGGAAAUUACAUUUCAAUUUUCUAUAUAAAUGACACAUUUUACUUAUAAGAAACAGUAGAGUUUUUGAACAAAGGUACUUGCACGUACAAGUGCAGGAGAUACUGAAAUUGAUCUGUGUGUUUAGAAUUUAUUCAAUGGAUGUGUAAAGAAAUGAAAUAGUUCGUAGAAAUGCUGCUUUACGGUGUAAAAAUAUUGCAGUUUGAACACAACAGAUUUACGAAAAGUUAGAUCUUGCGUUCAAAAUCUAGUGAUGUAUAGAUCUAAAAGAUGAAGAAUCUAUAUGUUCACAGAUCUAAGUUCUAUUAUUAGUUAAAAAAAAAUUGAAUCUAACGAACAAAAAUCCAGAUAUUUCAACCUAUAAGAUUAAUCAGGGAUUAAAGAAUUCAGUUGAAUUAUAUUUAAUUGUAAUCCAGAAAAUAAGUAAACGAUUAGAUUCGCUAGAAUUAAAAAAAAUAUUUGCAAAGCUAGUUUAUAAGAUAUGUAGAAUUUGAAGAUCGUUGGAAUUGAGGAUCGUAGAAUUUAAGCUUUCCAAAAUCUAGGGAUUUGGAGUUAGAAGUAUUGUAACGGUAAGGAUGAAUCUUAACAUGUUUUCACUGUUGAAUGGCGAGUCAGUUAAAGGGUUAAUGACAACACCAUCGCUUUUUUGUUCUGCUGUCACCAUGCAAUACUGUAUUCAAGGAGAGAGGCCUAUUACGCGUUCGAUAAUUGUGAUAGCGCGCGAGACAAGUUCUAAUAGUGGUAGAUCUUAUAUCGCGAGGAGUGGUCUCUCGCAUCUUCGUUCUUGAAGAGGAUAUGUGAUUAUAAGACUUGUAACAAAUUUCACGUGAUACGUAGCAAGUAUAAUUAGUUUUUAGAGCGCGUUUUACUGAUUAAUCAUAGUCAGGUAGCUAUUAGUCGCGUCGGAUGUUUAGUGAUGAUCCUUCGAAGCUCGUGUGUGUACGUCUCUCACGGACGAGCACAUAUUGUCCAUUUUUCAUUGUGAAAUGUGAAAUGAUUAUGCUGGAAUAUGUGGCAGCAUAUUCUCCAAAUAGUAACCUUUUAUGGAAAUCUUGCAGGAUAGUCCCAGAGAGAAAUAGAUCCUAAUGAGACUAUCAUUUUGUGAUUAAUCAAGUCACUAUUGAUAUUAACAUAAGAAUAAUUCGAAUAUAUAAUCAUAUAAUCGAAUUAUCUUACAUUGAGAAGCGUAAGAACUCGAAUAAUAAUUCAUAUUUUUCAGUUAAUUUUUACAUUUUCAAUUUUCGAAAACAAAAUGUUUGUCUUAAAAAUCAA
Acromyrmex echinatior (Panamanian leafcutter ant) is the source of this 2893-nucleotide messenger RNA. RefSeq names its product protein charybde. Gene Ontology annotation, biological process: regulation of TOR signaling; apoptotic process; negative regulation of signal transduction. Gene Ontology annotation, cellular component: cytoplasm. The record is from RefSeq and is a predicted model, not a curated record. Lineage: Eukaryota; Metazoa; Arthropoda; Insecta; Hymenoptera; Formicidae.